This is a messenger RNA of Ylistrum balloti, 1260 nucleotides long. Its product is annotated as serine/threonine-protein kinase mos-like. The coding region runs from base 1 to 1260 and encodes 419 amino acids. Gene Ontology annotation, biological process: protein phosphorylation. Lineage: Eukaryota; Metazoa; Mollusca; Bivalvia; Pectinida; Pectinidae. The transcript is spliced from 2 exons. Gene Ontology annotation, molecular function: ATP binding; protein kinase activity. The record is from RefSeq and is a predicted model, not a curated record.
AUGUUCAAUGUUGCGCGUGCCCGUGCAUCUACCAGAUGUCUACCUGGUUAUACGAGGGUUCAAAAAGUGCUGAAUCUUCGAACUGUCAAGAUGGUUAUGGUCAAAGUGCGAGACGAAACACAUCACGAUCUACACCACACCCCUGUGCGAGGACAUCAUACCCACCAUCGUCAUGGACACCAUGUACAUCAUCACCAUGGGCACCAUGUCCAUCAUCACCUCGGACACAACAGCCCUGUCCAUACGCUGAAGUCAUUAUUUGGAAAGUACCGACAUCUUCGGUGUUCAUCGCCCAAAUGCAGUAAUUCGACGCCAAAAACCAAAAGAUUGUCGGACUCCAAGAGAAGUUGUCUCGGCAAUGAAAUCAGAAAACCUUUUCUGAUACAUAAAAAAAUCGAUGAUGCCAAUGAUGAAGUGUUUAUCAAGGAGGAUUUUCAACUUGGUAAACUCCUCGGAGCCGGGGGUUUUGGUUCUGUAUAUAUGGCAAAUGGUAAACGUGGACAUGGCUCCAUGGCGAUUAAAGUGUUAAAGAAACCCAACAUGAGCAAAAAUCCUGAUGCCAUGUUUGAAAGUUUCAAAGCCGAGCUACGAUGUAUGCAGCUUACCCAUCCCAAUAUUGUCCAAUCAUUGGGAGCCACUCAUGUGACGUCAUUUGAUGAGGGAGCAUGGGUCGUUAUGGAGUAUGCUGGAGAUAGAACCCUGCAAACUGUUCUCAACGAACCUCACGUCGAUAUGACGAUCGAUAUUAGACUCAAGUUUUCUUCUCAGAUUGCACAAGGUCUAAAAUAUCUCCAUGAUAACAACAUUGUACAUUUGGAUAUUAAACCCGCCAACAUCCUCAUCACUCCUGACGGUGACUGUAAAAUCGGUGAUCUUGGAUGUUCCCAAAUCUUAGAGGCUGGAACUGGAAAAGUUAGUCCUACCCAAAGAUCGUCCCUCACCGGGACAUUUGCAUAUCGCGCACCAGAACUACUUCGAGGUGAAGCGCCUACCAGGAAAGCCGACAUUUACUCGUUCGCAGUUACUAUGUGGCAAAUGUUAUCACGAGAAAAUCCGUAUGGCAACGAGAACCAGCACGUGGUCAUAUUCGGAGUUGUAGCUUAUGGACAUCGACCUAAACACCCAAAUAUGAAUGAGCAGUGCCCGUUUGAACUUUGCUACCGUGACCUCUAUUCGCAAUGUUGGAAUUCGGUCCCAGAAAACCGGCCGUCUGCUGAUGAGUUGGUGGAAGUGCUAGGUAUCUGGAAGAAAAACUUAUAG